AUGGAUGAUCUUGAACGAGGAAGGCUUAAUGGGAUUAUCGAUUGUGGUGAGAGUGGCAAAACUUCAAUGACAGCUACAAUUGGUAUAGAGAGUGAUUUCCCAUAUGUCAAGAUGAUAUCUGCAGAAAGCAUGAUUGGUCUCGGUGAAGCAACUAAAUGUGCACAAAUUGUCAAGGCAUGCAGUAGUGAUGAAGAUGGUUUGCUUGGUUUUGACGUACAUAGUGAUGGCCAUGGCCAAAGGCAACUAACUGUUCUAGCAAGAGAUGAGCGAAUGGAGAUCACCUCAAGCAUGAAUGGUGCUCCUCUAUUCCCUCCAAAGAAGAAAUAUUUUUCUUGUAUCGAAAUGAAUGGUUUUCUGCCAUUAAUAGUUAUUGUGUCUCAAGACUAG
Messenger RNA from Zingiber officinale, 387 nucleotides. RefSeq names its product 3-oxoacyl-[acyl-carrier-protein] synthase III, chloroplastic-like. The transcript has 7 exons. The record is from RefSeq and is a predicted model, not a curated record. Lineage: Eukaryota; Viridiplantae; Streptophyta; Magnoliopsida; Zingiberales; Zingiberaceae. Gene Ontology annotation, cellular component: chloroplast. The coding region runs from base 1 to 387 and encodes 128 amino acids.